Molecule: messenger RNA, 5748 nt
Organism: Haemorhous mexicanus (house finch)
Lineage: Eukaryota; Metazoa; Chordata; Aves; Passeriformes; Fringillidae
Gene: ANKRD52
Product: ankyrin repeat domain 52
Exons: 29
Coding region: 101-3430 (1109 amino acids)
Cellular component (GO): cytoplasm
Molecular function (GO): protein binding
Source: RefSeq, a predicted model, not a curated record
GGCGCAUCCCCGGCGCUCCAUCCCCGCCCCGCAGCCGCCCGAGCGGAGCCGCCGCGGCCGGACCCGAUGCCGGGAGCUGGGCGCUGAGGGCGGCCCCGACAUGGGGGUUCUCAGCAUCACGGACCAGCCCCCUCUGGUCCAAGCCAUCUUUAACCGGGAUGUGGAGGAGGUUCGGUCGCUGCUCAAUCAGAAGGAGAACAUCAAUGUGCUGGACCAGGAACGCCGGACCCCGCUCCACGCUGCUGCCUACAUCGGAGACGUUGCAAUCCUCGAGCUGCUCAUCCUGUCAGGUGCUAACGUGAACGCCAAGGACACGGUGUGGCUGACGCCGCUGCACCGCGCCGCGGCCUCGCGCCACGAGAAAGCCCUCCAGCUGCUCCUCAAGCACUCGGCCGAUGUCAACGCCCGCGACAAGCACUGGCAGACGCCGCUGCACGUGGCCGCGGCCAACCGGGCCACCAAGUGCGUGGAGGCGCUGGUGCCGCUGCUCAGCACCGUCAACGUGGCCGACCGCACCGGGCGCACGGCGCUGCACCACGCCGUGCACAGCGGGCACCUGGAGAUGGUGAAUUUGCUGCUCAACAAAGGUGCCAGCCCCAGCACGUGUGACAAGAAGGACCGGCAGCCCCUGCACUGGGCGGCCUUCCUGGGUCACCUGGAGGUGCUGAAGCUGCUGGUGGCCCGCGGGGCCGAUGUCAUGUGCAAGGACAGGAAGGGUUACACGCUGCUGCACACGGCGGCCGCCAGCGGCCAGAUCGAGGUCGUGCGUCACCUCCUCAGGCUGGGGGUGGAGAUCGACGAGCCCAACUCCUUCGGGAACACGGCGCUGCACAUCGCCUGCUACAUGGGCCAGGACGCGGUGGCCAACGAGCUGGUCAACGUGGGGGCCAACGUCAACCAGCCCAACGAGAAGGGCUUCACCCCCCUGCACUUCGCCGCCGUCUCCACCAACGGCGCCCUGUGCCUCGAGAUCCUCGUCAACAACGGCGCCGACGUCAACUUCCAGAGCAAGGAAGGGAAGAGCCCCCUGCACAUGGCGGCGAUCCACGGACGGUUCACGCGCUCGCAGAUCCUCAUCCAGAACGGCAGCGAGAUCGACUGCGCCGACAAGUACGGCAACACCCCCCUGCACGUGGCCGCUCGCUAUGGCCACGAGCUGCUAAUUAGUACGUUAAUGACCAAUGGUGCUGACACUGCCAGGCGUGGCAUCCACGACAUGUUCCCCCUGCACUUGGCCGUUCUCUUCGGGUUCUCCGACUGUUGUCGCAAGCUGCUUUCCUCAGGUCAGUUGUACAGCAUCGUGUCCUCGCUGAGCAACGAGCACGUGCUGAGCGCCGGCUUCGACAUCAACACCCCCGACAACCUGGGCAGGACCUGUCUGCACGCUGCUGCUUCCGGAGGGAACGUUGAAUGUCUGAACCUGCUGCUGAGCAGCGGCGCCGACCUGCGGAGGAGGGACAAGUUCGGGAGGACCCCCCUGCACUACGCGGCGGCCAACGGCAGCUACCAGUGCACGGUGACCCUGGUGACAGCCGGGGCCACCGUCAACGAGGCCGACGGCAAAGGCUGCACGGCGCUGCACUACGCGGCUGCCUCCGACACCUACCGCAGAGCCGAGGCUCAUUCAGGACCCAGCGAGGAGGAGCCCCUGAAGGAGUCGAGGCUGAAGGAGGCGUUCUUCUGUCUGGAAUUCCUGCUGGACAACGGUGCUGACCCCUCCCUGCGGGACAAGCAGGGCUACACCGCCGUCCACUACGCCGCCGCCUACGGCAACCGGCAGAACCUCGAGCUGCUCCUGGAAAUGUCCUUUAACUGCCUGGAGGAUGUGGAAAGCACCGUUCCAGUCAGCCCUUUGCACUUAGCUGCCUACAAUGGUCACUGUGAAGCCCUCAAGGCUCUGGCUGAGACCUUGGUGAACCUGGACGUGCGGGACCACAAGGGCCGCACCGCGCUCUACCUGGCCACGGAGCGCGGCGCCAGCGAGUGCGUGCAGGUGCUCACCAGCCACGGCGCCUCCGCCCUGGUCAAGGAGAGGAAGAGGAAGUGGACACCUCUCCAUGCUGCAGCUGCCAACGGGAACACGGAUUCCCUGCACCUCCUGAUCGACAGCGGCGAGCGGGCGGACAUCACCGACGUCAUGGACAUCCACGGCCAGACCCCGCUGAUGCUGGCCAUCAUGAACGGCCACGUGGACUGUGUCCAUCUCCUGCUGGACAAGGGCUCCACGGCCGACGCCGCCGACAAGAGGGGCCGGACGGCGCUGCACCGGGGGGCGGUGACGGGCUGUGAGGACUGCCUGGCUGCCCUGCUGGACCACGAUGCCUUCGUCCUGUGCCGGGACUUCAAGGGCCGCACCCCGAUCCACUUCGCCUCGGCCUGCGGGCACCUGGAGGUGCUGCGGACGCUGCUGCGCGCCGCGCUCUCCACCGACCCGCUGGACGCCGUGGUGGACUACAGCGGCUACUCGCCCAUGCACUGGGCCUCCUACAGUGGGCACGAAGAUUGUCUUGAAUUGUUACUUGAACACAACCCGUUUGCUUACCUAGAGGGAAAUCCCUUUACUCCAUUGCACUGUGCAGUAAUCAACAACCAGGACGGCACUGCUGAGAUGCUGGUGGAAGCUCUGGGUGCCAAGAUUGUCAAUAGCAGAGAUGCCAAAGGAAGGACCCCCCUUCACGCCGCUGCCUUCGCAGACAACGUCCGAGGUUUACAGCUCCUGCUGCGCCACCAGGCCCUCGUGGACUCGGCCGACAAACUGGGCAGGACCCCCCUGAUGGUGGCAUCGGAGAACGGGCACACGGCGGCGCUGGAGUUCCUGCUGUUCCAAGCAAAAGCAAAUAUUACUGUGCUGGAUGUCAACAAGAACACAGCUCUUCACCUGGCCUGCAGCAAGGGCCAUGAAAAGUGUGCCUUGUUGAUCCUGGGGGAAACCCAAGACCUUGGCCUUAUCAAUGCAAGUAACAGUGCUCUGCAGAUGCCGCUGCACAUCGCGGCGCGGAACGGCCUGGCCUCGGUGGUGCAGGCCCUGCUCAGCCGCGGGGCCACCGUGCUGGCUGUGGAUGAAGAAGGUCACACCCCAGCCCUGGCGUGUGCCCCCAACAAGGACGUGGCCGACUGCCUGGCACUGAUCCUCUCCACCAUGAAGCCUUUCCCGCCCAAGGACGCGCUCGGCUCCUUCAGCCUCAGCCUCCUCACGAACUGCGGCAUCGCGGCCAAGGCGGCGGCGGCGGCGGCCUGCGGGGCCCUCCCGGUGCCGGUGCCGGCCUGCGGGGCCCUGCCGGUGCCGGCCUGCGGGGCCCUGCCGGUGCCGGCCCGCGGGGCCCUCCCGGUGCCGGUGCCGGCGUGCGGGGCCCUCCCGAACGGCUCCUCCUGCCCCUACUCCAAGGACCGCCACAGCGCCAUCGGCCUGGACGGCUGCUACUCGGAGUGACCUCCCCCCCUUCCCCCGACCACGGGUGACCUGAUAUCUUUAUUCUAUUUAUUUAGAAAUUCUAUAAAUAUAGGGCACUUUAAAGGAGAACAAGACCGGGCGGGCCCAGCGUGGGGUGGGUGAGGGUGAGGGUGGGGGUGAGGCCGAGAGUUCGGGGUUUGUGUGGUUCCAGUGGGGUCAGAGCGGUGCCAGGCACGGUCCCUGUGCCCUCCCUGGCUGGCAGGGGCUGGAAGGGGCAGGGUUUGGGCUGGCAGGGGCUGAAGGGGGCAGAAUUUGGGCUGGCAGGGGCUGAAGGGGGCAGAAUUUGGGCUGGCACGUUCCUGGUACCCUCCCAACCCUCCCUGGCUGGCAGGGGCUGGAAGGGGCAGGGUUUGGGCUGGCAGGGGCUGGAAGGGGCAGGGUUUGGGCUGGCAGGGGCUGAAGGGGGCAGAAUUUGGGCUGGCAGGGGCUGAAGGGGGCAGGGUUUGGGCUGGCACAUCCCUGGGAUGGAAGGGGCAGGAUUUGGGCUGGCAUGAUUUGGGCUGGCAGGAUUUGGGCUGGCAGGAUUUGGGCUGGCACAUCCCUGGCAUGGAAGGGGCAGGAUUUGGGCUGGCACCAGGCAGGUGCUGUUGGGUUUUUCCCUUCGGGGUUGAUGGCAGCCAUUUCCUCCCCUCCCUUCCUCUUGCCCUCCUGGCAUCUUUGUUUCCUUCCUGCUGUUUCUGUUUCCUUCCCAACAUUUUUGUUUCAUUCCCAAAUUUUUUAUUUCCUUCCCAACGUUUUUUGUUUCCUCCUUGGUGUUUCCUUCCUGGUGUUUCUGUUUCUUUCCCAAUUUUUUUUUAUUUCCUUCCCAGAGUUUUUAUUCCCUUCCCAAAGGAAACCAAAUUUCAGUUUUGGUUUUCAUUUCAUUCCCAGCAAUUCCCUCCCUGCUCAGCUGGGAUCACAACAAACCUGAACUCUUGGCCAGGGAGGGAAUUUGGGAAUUUAUUUGGGGGAAUUUGGGAAUUUAUUUGGAGAUUUUUGUCCAGCCAGGGUGGGAAUUUGGGAAUUAAUUUGGGGGAAUUUGGGAAUUUAUUUGGGGGAAUUUGAGAAUUUAUUUGAGGAUUUUUGUCCAGCCAAGGUGGGAAUUUGGGAAUUAAUUUGGGGGAUUUUGGGACUUUAUUUGAGGGAAUUUGGGAAUUUAUUUGGAGGUUUUUGUCCAGCCAGGGUGGGAAUUUGGGAAUUAAUUUGAGGGAAUUUGGGGAAUUAAUUUGGGGGAAUUUGGGAAUUUAUUUGGGGGGAUUUGGGAAUUUAUUUGCAGAUUUUUGUCCAGCCAGGGUGGAAAUUUGGGAAUUUUUUGGGGGGAAUUUGGGAAUUUAUUUGGAGGUUUUUGUCCAGCCCAGGUGGGAAUUUGGGAAUUUAUUUGAGGGAUUUUUGCCCAGCCAGGGUGGGAAUUUGGGAAUGAAUUUGGGGGAAUUUGGGAAUUUAUUUGGAGAUUUUUGCCCAGCCGGGGUGGAAAUUUGGGAAUUAAUUUGGGGGAAUUUGGGAAUUUAUUUGGAGGUUUUUGUCCAGCCCAGGUGGGAAUUUGGGAAUUAAUUUUGGGGAAUUUGGGAAUUUAUUUGGAGAUUUUUGUCCAGCCCAGGUGGGAAUUUGGGAAUUUAAUUGAGGGAUUUUUGCCCAGCCAGGGUGGGAAUUUGGGAAUUUUUUGGGGGGAUUUUAGGAAUUUAUUUGGAGAUUUUUGUCCAGCCGGGGUGGAAAUUUGGGAAUUUAUUGGGGGGAAUUUGGGAAUUUAUUUGGAGGUUUUUGUCCAGCCAGGGUGGAAAUUUGGGAAUUUUUGGGGGGGAUUUUGGGAAUUUAAUUGAGGGAUUUUUGCCCAGCCAGGGUGGGAAUUUGGGAAUUUAUUUGGGGGGAUUUUAGGAAUUUAUCUGAGGGAUUUUGGUCCAGCCAGGGUGGGAAUUUGGGAAUUUAUUUGGGGGAUUUUAGGAAUUUAUCUGAGGGAUUUUGGCCCAGCCAGGGUGGGAAUUUCCCCUCUCCUCUCCUCUCCUCCUACCCCCAAAAAAACCACUUGAAAACCCCAAAUCUGCUGUACCUGGCACCCCAAAUCCCUUUGGCAGCUGAAUUUGGGGCAAAUCCAACUAAACCCGGGUGCCCCACUGGAGCCUCCUCCCCUCACAGGCACUUUAGGGAUUCUGUUGCUUUUUCCUUUUUUAGGGAUUUUUUUUUUCUUCUUUCAAUUUAUCACCUCCUAAAAAUUGCUUUUUUUUUCCCCCCUUUGUGUGGAGAGAGUCAGUGUUGGUUGCUUGCUUGGUUGAUUGUUUAUUUUUCUCUUUAAAAAAAAAAAAAUAGAAUUAUUUAUAGAGAAA